Messenger RNA from Dothidotthia symphoricarpi CBS 119687, 393 nucleotides. RefSeq lists its product as uncharacterized. Lineage: Eukaryota; Fungi; Ascomycota; Dothideomycetes; Pleosporales; Dothidotthiaceae. The transcript has 2 exons. Bases 1 to 393 code for a protein of 130 amino acids. The record is from RefSeq and is a predicted model, not a curated record.
AUGAGAUUCUCCAUCAUCGCCGCUUCUUUCAUCGCCGCUGUGGCCGCCCAGUCCAGCGCUGUCGUCGACGAGACCUGCUCGGCUAUCAGCACCAUCACCGUGACUGCAACCAUCACGGCCUACCCCUCGCACACGCCCUCCGCCCCCGGCUCCCUCACCGUCCCCUACCUCACCAGCGCCGUCUCCGUGCCCCUCGGCGGCACCGCCGCGCCCUACCCGUCCGUCGCUGUUUCCGUCCCCGCGGGCGGCGUCGCGAGCCCCGUUCCCUCUGGCACUGCGGCCGCGUCCGGUACGGGUUCGUACUCGGCUCCUACGUCGGAGUUUACGGGUGCGGCUAGUGGGUUGAAGGUCGGUGCUGCGGCUUUUGCGGGUGUUGUUGCUAUGAUGUUGUAG